AUGGACGUGUGGCGAGCAGUCCUUCAUCAGCCUUUGGAGUCAGUUCUUGCCUUGAGUGAACCUCCCGUGAACUCCGGCGGCUACACUCCAGAGCCUUCCAUUCAAACCAAACACCUGGCGGCUUUCGCUGAGAUGCAGAGAAGGCACUACCGCAGGGCCCUGUUCGGCCUUUCGGUGGAGGCUCGGAUUCUGUUAGAUUCGACCGUGCCGGGCCUCCACAGGCCCUGGCGAUUCUGGCUGGACCUCCCAGAGCUCCCCGUCACCCGGAAGGUCCUCCUCGCUCCAGCCCCACAGGCUGCUGGGCCUUCACGCGCAGGACGCCAUGGGAUUCCAUAG
Messenger RNA from Pipistrellus nathusii (Nathusius's pipistrelle), 336 nucleotides. NCBI's taxonomy places the organism in Eukaryota, Metazoa, Chordata, Mammalia, Chiroptera, Vespertilionidae. The record is from the annotation of a GenBank genome assembly.